Molecule: messenger RNA, 981 nt
Organism: Erythranthe guttata (spotted monkey flower)
Lineage: Eukaryota; Viridiplantae; Streptophyta; Magnoliopsida; Lamiales; Phrymaceae
Source: RefSeq, a predicted model, not a curated record
AUGGUGUUUAGGGUCAACAAAGAGGCAGAAAAAGGGCAAAAUGAAGUUCCUGUCGAAAUUGUUCGUGUCGAAGUUGAGAACAAUGUCAACAAUAACAAUGAACUUGUUGCAGUUGUUAAUGUCGAGCCUGCCGUCAGCAUCAGUGAUCACAUUAAGUUCGGUGAUGAUUCGGAUUCACAAGUGUCUUCGAUUGUGAGUGCUCACUGUAAUGGAUCUUCUGAAAGCAUACCUAUGGCGCCUGAGGGAGAUGCAUUACUCGAAUUUAAUAAUGGAUCUUUGCCAAAAAUAGAGGAGAUACCCAAGACAUUUGUAUGGUAUGCUUCAUAUGGAUCAAAUAUGGAGAUGAAAAGAUUUCUUUGUUAUAUCGAAGGUGGACUAGUUGCGGGAAUGCAAGAGGCAUGCGAAGGUAGUAGGGACAAAACUCGACCAACGGAGGUGAAAUGGCGCGCUGUUCCUUAUCGUAUGUUUUUCGGGCGUAACGCGACAAAAACAUGGGGUCCUGGAGGCGUUGCGUUUCUUGAUUUAUACAGGAGUAGGAUGCAUAGAGCGCAUAUUAGGUUGUAUAAAAUCAGUCUUCAGCAGUUCAACGAUGUUCUAAGACAAGAAAAUACUAGAACACAUGUGAUGACUUCUCCGUUGUUCGGCUUGACUGACUUGAAUUACAUCGUUAGGAAUAAUCAUGGGUACAAAUUUGUGAAGGCUCUUAAGAAAGGAUGGUACAGAACAGUUCUCUACUUGGGAAAAGAGCAGAAACUACCGGUGUUGACAUUUACAUGCUCACCAUUAAAAAUGGAAGCGUUCAGAUCAAAUAAACUGCCGAUAUGCGGACCAUCGAAGGCGUAUAAAGAUAUCAUAAUGAAGGCAUUGGUUGAGGAGAGAAAUCUCACACAAAAUCAAGCACUGAAUUACAUCAGAGAUUGUUACAAAAAGCCUCUAAGGGGAUCCAUUUUUAGCCAUUAUUGCCCUUGUUGUUUUUGGUGA